CAGUGAAGGGCUGAAUGGGCAUCAGACAAGUGAUUUGGGAAUUCCAGUGCAACAGGCUGGGGCUGGGGGAGGAAUGGAGUGAGCGGCUGUGGGAGGGAGGACAGUGCAGAGCAGGAGGGAGAAGGAAGGGUGUCGGGCUCAGUCAGUUACUGGGAGUCGGGCUGCACUAGGGGAGCAGUGUCUCAGCUGUCAGCAUCAUGUAUGAUCAGCCCCGGGCAGCCUGGGAAAGUCCGACCCCUCAAGCGCACAGCUCGGUCCCCCCUUCUGUUUGUUGCAGAGUGGAAGAUUCCAUUGAAAAGCUUCUCUGAUCCUCAUUCCUCGGAGCCCCCGCAGAUAACGGACGCGGUGCAGCUGCUGCUCUUGGGCUCUGGGCGCCUCUCUGAAUGGGAAUCUGUGGGACAUGGCUGCUGCCAUUAUACUGGCCUGUAUCCGACUCAUGUGUGUCACAGCUAUGACCUACGGGAUCAAGGUGACGAUGCCUGAACACAAGAAGGUGGUGAUGCUCUUCCAGUCAGUGUUAUUACGUUGCCAGUAUGCGACAUCUUCUACUCAGCCCGUCAUGAUCCAGUGGAGAUACAAAUCCUUCUGUCUGGAUCGUAUGGAGGAAGCUCUGGGCAUUGGUAAAAUCCCGGGCAAGGGAGCGACGGGCAAUCAGUACCUGGACUGUGCAGAUGGCAGCAGAACCGUUCGGACUGUGGCCUCCAAGCAGGGAUCUACGGUGACAUUGGGGGACUUCUACAAAGGAAGAGAUAUCACCAUUGUGAAAGAUGCCGACCUCCAGUUUGGAAAUAUGCAGUGGGGAGACAGUGGCCUCUAUUACUGUCUCGUUGUUACAUCCGAUGACUUGGAGGGCAAAAAUGAGGACCGAGUGGAAGUUCUAGUAUUGGGCAAGACAGGGCUGCUUGCUGAUCUCUUGCCCAGUUUUGAAGUGGAAAUUAUGCCAGAGUGGGUCUUUGUCUGCCUGGUGAUACUUGGGACCUUCCUCUUCUUUGCGAUGGUGGGAGUCUGCUGGUGCCAGUGCUGCCCUCAUAACUGCUGCUGUUACGUGCGAUGUCCGUUUUGCCCAGAGACCUGUUGUUGCCCAAGAGAGUUAUAUGAAGCUGGCAAGGCUGCCAAGGUGGGAUACCCCCCUAAUGUCCCAACUGCCUGUCCACCCUACUACAUCUCCACUAUUCCCGUGUCUCAAGUUCCAACCUGUAGAGUAAUGGAUAAACAGCAUGUUCCGCCUUUGGUACAGAGCGACUCGCUAACAGGACAAAACGCUGUGCGUAAAGGGUACAGGAUCCAGGCCGACAAGGAAAGAGACUCAAUGAAAGUCCUUUACUAUGUAGAAAAAGAACUGGCCCAGUUUGAUCCGGCCCGACGAAUGCGGGAAAGAUACAGUCACACGAUUUCAGAGCUGAGUUCUCUGCACGAGGACAACGUACAUUUAAACCGCUCCUAUCGGCAAGUCCGAAGGAAUCCGUUACCAUCCAGUUGCAACGCAGAUGGAGAUGCAGAGUACUGGUCUGGCGUUGUUGGCUCUGCAAGACCUGCAACCUACUCUAAAUUCAGGGAAGACAGGGAGAGCUUCAGAAGUAGCCUCCAGAGACCGACAUCUGAGGUCUUGGAAAGAAAAUCGUUUCCCAUGGCAAUCCAGGCCGUGUCCACCGAUGAGUUAGCAGGAUUUACAGACUCUUAUAAGCAAAGGCCACGGAGGGCCGACAGCCGGGGACCUGGACCAGGACCGCGGUUUGAGAGGUCUGAGACAAGGGGAAGAUCGUUGUAUCAGGACAGCUCUUCAGAUGAAUAUUAUGGAAAACGAAACCAUGGAAGAGAACUUUUUUCAGACAGUGAAAGAGGCUGGUCUUUCAGCCCUUCUCGAAUACGAGCUGCAGAGGACAAGCAUCUGCCCAAACGGAUAACCAGGAUGGGCCAGAGCUAUGAUGAUGCUUAUCUUAGCAGAGUUCUUGAAAGGAAAUCGAGGGGUCUUGAGGACACCACUGUUACCCCCUCCAAACUGAGCUUGCGGCAAAAUUCAAGUCGCAGCUAUGGUAGAUCUCCAACAUUGAAGACUGGAGACAGCAAAGACCUCAAAGUAGAGGAAGAAGACUGCCUUCCUCCUUACAGUGAAAGGGAGCUUGCAAGGGCUCUCCCAUUUCAUUCAAGAGACCACUCCUAUCUCAGCGCCUCAGACAAGAGGAAGAAAAAGGAGCAACCCAGUAAAACAGGUGAUUUCCCAAACAGGAUGUCCCUCGUUGUCUGACAUCGUUAAAGACUUAAGGAAGAUUCUGAUUGGAGGAGGCACUGAGGCAGUCCCGAUUACGAAUGACAGAUCCACGGAAGCCCUUCUUGACGUGGAAGAUCCUUAUAUAGCCUGUUUGCCCACAGGAUAGGAGACCCUAUGCAUGGGCCUUUAAUUUGGAAGCAAUGGUCUCCUGAGAGUAGCCUGCCCAAUCUCAAAUGGACCUUAGUAAAUAUAAAACCGGAGGCAUAGUGGAACAGCAAGAGUUGAUAGCUUCCACUAGUUCAGAUUGUGAAAAGCCUUAGUAUAUAAACCAUAAUUAGUACACCUAAAUCAGUAUUAAAGGGGUGCUAUCUGCCUCUGUUCUCCAACAUUCCUUAUUUCUCUAUCAGUCUUACCUUCGUACUAUGCGAUCUCUUUGUGCCUGUCAUAUUGACACUGUCCCCUAUAGGGUCCAGUGACCAAUGUCUCAAGUGGUUAUUAUGACAAAGAUACAGAAUGGCUUUAUAUAUUUCCAUAUGAGUGUAACAUACCGAUAUCUCUUCUAAUAAAGACACUUUUUGGCACCCAGACAAUUAUAUAGGUAAUUAUUGGUAGACAUUGACCAUGUCCAUUAUUAAUUAAUUAAGUUUGGUGGCCUGUAAACUAUAGAUGGAGCAAGAGACAUCCAAAAGUGAUGACUGCUUAGCUUUAGAUGUCAAAUACAUUAAUAUGGCUCGCAAUUUUAUUUUUAUAUAGGAUUCCAGUUGACCCAUACCACCAAGGUCCAAUGUCAUGGUCAAUAGUUUUGUUAUAGAGGAUCAACUCAGUCGAAUGUAUGUUACACCAUAUUGGAUCACAUAAAGUUGGGAUCUUUUUGUCAUAGUUUCAAUCGCAAAGCAUUUGCUUAUCUUUAAAGCUGCUUACCAUGUUCCCUGGCUUUUUGGGGAAACAUGAAACCUCUAAUUUCCCCUUUCACCUUUUCAAACACUUCCUUUCUGUUUCCGUGAAGUAUCCAUACAACCAUUUUAAAUCAUUUUCUUUUGUUGUCGUUGCUAGUAGUAGUAGUAAUAGUAGUAGUAUUGUUACCUGAAUUAGAGUUUUACCUCAUGUUUGAGUUUUCUGAAUGAUGAUUGGCUUUGCCAUAAACCAACUGAGAUUUAAAAAAAAAAAAAAAAAGUAUACGAUUAUCUGUAAUUUGAAUGUGUUCUGUUAUAUUGUUUUCUAUUCUGUCUUGAUGCUUUUGGGUUUUGUUUAAAUGAGGUUGAGAUGCUCACACCCAUUGCUCCUUCUAGAAGAUUCUGUGUGAUAGAAACAUUGAAUAUCCAGAUGAAGAAACCUUCAGGUUCAGCCAACAGUAUUCCACUCCUCAAAUUGUUUACAUUGCUGCAUGAUUAUACUGAUGGGUUGUUUUUUCCUCAUCUCCAGGGUUGAUUGGUUAGACCUCUUGGUAACUGAACAGGUUGACUUUCCAGGUUAAGUCUGGAAGUCUUACAUAUCUGUGGCACACUAUGGGACACAAUUCUUGUCACCAUUUUGCCUCCCUUUCAGUGCUUUGAUCUUGUGCUUGAGCUUUUUUGUCCUCUUCUUUGCAUUUCUCAGCAGAAGAAUACAGGUGGGCCAAGAGAUAAUUCAGAAGGGUCUUCUACUUGACUGCCCAUGGUGGCCAUAGAAAUCUAAGGAUGUUUAUGUUCUUUUAAACAGUCUGACGAUAUUUGUACCUAAAAUGUGGUUAAGCAGAAGAUAGCCAGAAGAUAACUAUAGGACAGCCAGAGCUACCGCCAGUAUAACUUUGGCUUCAUCUGUAGAUCAUUGCAAGGUCUGCACACAAAGAGAUACUGAAUUAUGAAGGUGAUCUACCUCUGUAUAAUAUAAACACCUACGUUUCAUUAUCUGAAUUGGUAGCACCAAGAUUGCACACAUUCUGCUGCUUGCCUACUGGAAUGCCAAGCUUUACUUUAUGACCAAUAACCUGAAGCAACAACAUUUCUCAGGCACUCAACUUCUAUUCAAAAUGCACUGUUGGUAUAUUUAAGAAGACUAGUCACACUGUUUAUUAAAAAUAAUAAGUACUAAUAUGCCCAUAUAGAAGGCUCACCAUGUCACUUUGGUUCACACCUCACAAGGAACUGGGGAAUCCAUACGUUCUCUUGCCUAAAUGAUGCUCGCUGAAGUAUUGUAGACAACAAAUCCUUUGUAAAGAGGAAAGGCCAUCACCAUAAAGUUCUAGAUCAGUGGUCACCAUGGAAUCCCUGAAGGAGUCAGACAGGGGGUUUAUGUGUGUUAAUGUGACUUCUGCAUACAAUCUAAGAAUUUAAGAGUUUGUACUUGGACCUAAAGUGUAACCAUUCAAUCCAAAACCUUCUAGAGUAAGUCUACAGUCAUAGGCUCUGAUCAAAACAUUACUAUCUAUCCCUUUUUUAAGACCCAUCUACAUUUUGGACAAUAUCCAUAUACUACAUCUCAGUGAUCAUUGGUGAUUCUGCAUUAUGGUGAAAUUGUAUAUAAAUUAUAGAAAGGUGGUGUUCCUUGAUCUGAAAGUUCUACCAAACCACCAAUAAAGUGAACCAUAUCUUUUUGUGUUCUAGAUAAUGUAAACAAAAGACAUUUGCGGUUUACAUUAUCUGAAAAUUCUGAGCCUAUAAAGAGUUUGUCAAUAUACCAUGACUUUGUAUUAGGAGUCCUUCUAAGUUCCUUCUUGUAACGUGAUGGAGAUGCCUUCAAGCCAUGUAAACCUCAGACGAUUCACAAAAUGAUUGGUUCUUCGGAAAUUUUGGUGCAGAAAGUUCACCUUAGACAAGUUCACCAAAUGCCAAUGGAUAGUAAGUAAUGAACUGUAACUCUUUACAGGCGCAGUCUUUUUAACCAGCGUAAGAACAUUUAAAAUAGUAGACCUCCUGCCUGAUCCGACCAAGAAGUUUAUGUACCAUGAAAAAGUCUUUUUCCAAGCCACUUAAUAUGACUAUACCUGGACAUGAUCCGAAUAUUAUACACAAGCCUAUUGGUCUGUUCUCUAGAACUCCCCGUAGACCCUUGCCAGCCAUUCCAAAGAUGAACCCUACAACUCUACUACAUGUACUUUAUUUUUGUAUAAUUCAGUGUAGGUGAGUUUGUUGUUGGCAGUGCCAAAUAUAAAGGUCUUAAAUGAAUAUGUAACGAGGUGCGCAUGUUUAUUAAUGAGGGGAUGAAUCUACCCCCUGUCUCAGCAUACAAAGGGCUUGAUUUAUUUUAUCAAUAUGCACAGGUAGUAUCUUCCAUUCAGUUUUCCAAUGUAGAUGGUAAAAUGUGAGGGUGUUAUUGUGGCCUUUUCUACAUAUUUCCAUUGAUACAAGUAGGGGGUUCAUAUGCCAUGUCACCUGUUCAUGACCACCAGGGGGAGCUGUUCUAGUCGUCUCUUCAGGGGCCGCUUCCAAAUAUGCAGAUAAGGAAUCUUCUUUGAGCACAAUGUCGAUAACCUCAUCCUUCGUUGAAAAUGGGAGACAAAUCCUGAUAUUUUCCCCGAACAAAAGAAAAGUUGUAUUUUUUUGUAUAAAUUUUGCCAUUUGCAGUGUUCUCUAAAAAAAACAAACAAAAAAAGUACUGUGAAUCGUCUAUACAGUUGCCUUUCUGCUGAUAUAUCUGUUCUGUUUUUUUCUUGCUGUAUUAAAGACAAAAGGUUGAUCAUAUUGUUAUUUUUAUUUUUGUUAUAGUACACUUGUAUUUUUAUUCCUGAGCUUCAACCGUUUGUUGUCAUAAAAUGUGAUUCAGUUUCA
This is a messenger RNA of Xenopus laevis (African clawed frog), 5955 nucleotides long. It is a transcript of the gene ildr2.L, whose product is annotated as immunoglobulin-like domain-containing receptor 2. The record is from RefSeq and is a predicted model, not a curated record. Bases 401 to 2245 code for a protein of 614 amino acids. NCBI's taxonomy places the organism in Eukaryota, Metazoa, Chordata, Amphibia, Anura, Pipidae. The transcript has 10 exons.